AUGGGUGACGCCGAUAAGGCGCAGCACCUCGGAAUGACGACAGCCGUGGACCAGCAGCUGUCAGAGAUAGAAUAUCUCAUGUGCUUUUACCGCGUCAUCAAAAAGUGCUAUGAAAAGGAUGCUGACUGUGAGUUGACGAACGAAGAAUGGCGAGAUGUCUCAUUCUACAUCUAUUUGCUGCAUAUGUCGGCAAGUCAUGUGGACAUGGGCGACUUAAUGGAGGCAUUGAAAUAUCGUACCGACUUGAAACGACUGCAGGCCACCAUUACCUACGCGGGGCUUGUCAUCAACUUUUUCCACGCCGAAUACGAAAGCGUGAUGGACUUCUUGAUCUUCUUGGAACCCACAGCCCUCACGUGCUGGAAGCUGCUGCACACCCCUGAAAUUCAACAAGCGAUUGUGGCAGAAAGGCAAGCGCGUCUUGGCUUUGAAGAAGAAAGUCAAACUGCGAGCCACUAA
Molecule: messenger RNA, 459 nt
Organism: Aphanomyces astaci
Lineage: Eukaryota; Oomycota; Saprolegniomycetes; Saprolegniales; Verrucalvaceae
Exons: 3
Coding region: 1-459 (152 amino acids)
Source: RefSeq, a predicted model, not a curated record